CUCCGUCCAGCAGCAGCAGCAGCAGCAAGAGGAGGGAGGAGGAGGAGGAGGGGUCGCUUUUGGAGAGGAAGCGAAAUGAAGGAGCCAAGCAGGAAGCCCAAAAGAGUUCGCCUGAAAAAAGAGACCAGCAGAGUUAUAAAGGCAGCGGAGGCGGCCAGAGUUUGCUUGCAGUCCUCCCCGGGUUUUGCCUUGCAAAAAUAAGAACAGUCACAGCAGCAGCAGCAGCAACAACAGAGCUGCAUCCCCUCCCCUCUUUGCCUAUCUGCCUGCUUCCUCUUCCAGCACCCCGGGGGAGAAGGACAGCUCCCUUCGCCCGUUGGCACACUCUGCGCGCGAGAAAUCCCCGGCAAGCCGCCUUGAAGGGGAAGGAGGAGGCGGCGGAGGUCACCGGCGAGCAACAGACGCGGCGAGCUUGCCGGGCACCUAACUCAGCCCUUGCAGGCGCCCGAGACUCCCGCUUCCUCCAGAGCUCCGCUCUCACCUUGUACCUGCUUGCAGUUGCCUAGUCGGGGAAGACUACCCCCUCCUCCCCCAGUCCCACAACCUGUCGGCCUCGGGGGGUGGAUCUUGAAGCAGGCAAAGCAGAAUGUACCAGGGACACAUGCAGGGGAAAGGCUCUAGGGCGGCAGAUAAGGCUGUUGCCAUGGUGAUGAAGGAGAUACCGAGGGAGGAGCCUGCCGAGGAAAAGCCCCUCCUUACUAUGAAAUCACAGCUGGUGAAUGAGCAACAAGAAAGCAGACCCCUCCUGAGCCCCUCCAUCGAUGACUUUCUUUGCGAAACCAAAUCAGAAGCCAUUGCAAGGCCUGUGACGUCAAAUACAGCAGUUUUGUCUACAGGGCUGGAUCUCUUGGACCUGAGCGAACCAGUCUCCCAAACCCAAAACAAAGUGAAAAAGCUGGAGAAUUCCUCAAGAGGGGAAAGCUUGAAGGCUUCAACUCACAGGAAAAAGCCAGACAAUCCAGACCUUAUCAGUGUGGAUGCUGAGCAGAAAAUCCAGCCUGCCAGAGCUCCCGAGAAGUCGUCAUUGGAUUUAGUCAAUAUCCAGGCGCAGCUAGAGAAAUGGGAUGAUGUGAAGUUUCAUGGAGACAGAGCCAGCAAAGGCUUCCCAGCACCGGAGAGAAAACCUUCAUCUACUAGAGCUCCAUCAAAAGAAUUUCUAUGGUCUGCAGAGAACAGGUCCCAGUCAGAGCUGGCCACUGUCAAGACCGCACUGGAAUCUGACUCAGCCUCGGAUAUAGAAUUAGCGCCUGCUCCUGCACUUGCACCAAAGGCACGAUCAACCAAAGAGCAACGUUGGGGAGGUGCCCUCCUCUCACGAAAUCAUUCUAUGGAGGAGGAAUUUGAAAGAGCGAAAGCAGCUGUUGAGUCAGACACAGAGUUUUGGGAUAAGAUGCAAGCAGAGUGGGAAGAAAUGGCUCGCAGAAACUGGAUCUCCGACAGCCAAGAAGCACAAGGCCAAGCAGCCGUCUCCAUUAAUGAGAAGGGCUAUUAUUUUCAUACAGAGAACCCCUUCAAAGACUGGCCUGGCGCUUUUGAGGAAGGCCUCAAGAAGCUGAGGGAGGGGGACUUGCCCCUGGCCAUCUUAUACCUGGAAGCCGCUAUUCUCCAAGAUCCUCACGACUCCGAGGCCUGGCAGUACCUUGGGACAACACAAGCUGAGAAUGAAAAUGAGCAGGGAGCAAUUGUUGCACUCCAAAGGUGCUUAGAGCUCCAGCCAAACAACUUGAAAGCCUUGAUGGCCUUGGCUGUGAGCUUUACAAACACCAGCCACCAGCAGGAGGCUUAUGAAGCGCUAAGAAACUGGAUCAAGCAGAAUCCUAAAUACAAGUACAUCGUCAGGAGUAAAAAAGGAUCCCCGGCACUUACCAGGAGAAUGUCCAAGGCAGCAGAAGAAAGUUCACUGCUGGAAGAGGUGAAGGAGCUAUACCUGGAGGGAGCCCAUCAGAACGGGGAGAUGAUAGACCCGGACUUACAAACAGGACUCGGCGUGCUCUUCCACCUGAACGGAGAAUUCAACAGAGCAAUAGAUGCAUUCAGCGCUGCCCUCACAGUUCGGCCUGAGGAUUAUUCAUUGUGGAACCGUCUCGGUGCAACCUUAGCAAAUGGAGAUCGGAGUGAGGAAGCCGUAGAAGCUUACACGAGAGCACUGGAAAUCCAGCCUGGCUUCAUCAGGUCCAGGUACAAUUUAGGAAUAAGCUGCAUCAACCUUGGAGCAUACAGAGAGGCAGUCAGCAAUUUCCUCACAGCUCUCAAUUUGCAACGAAAGAGCCGGAAUCAGCAGCAGGUUCCUCACCCUGCAAUUUCAGGUAAUAUCUGGGCAGCUCUCCGGAUUGCUCUGUCUAUGAUGGACCAGCCAGAACUUUUCCAGGCCGCUAAUGUGGGCGAUCUGGACGUCCUACUAAAAGCUUUCAACAUCGAACCCUGAUGCACACAGGGAGAGAGAAAGACUCACACAGAGAGACACUUAACCAAGCCCUCAAAAGAAAAAAGAAAGCCCAACCCAUCUAGUUCUAUACAGAAAUAGAAAUAUCUUUGAAUUCCCUGCUUGGACUGAGAAAGACGACGUGGACACUUUGCAGCAGAAAGGGUUCUAUGGGAUUCCACCAGAUCUCCAGAAAAUUAAAAGCACAAAACCUUGUAAAUAUCACCUUGCGCAAGUCCACAUGGGAACAACAGCUACUAUGGUGCAUAGGGGAACUGGACAAACAACUUCACCUGGAUAUUCCUUACGACAUGUACUUGUACAAAGAAAAUGGGUUUUGAAUAUCAUGCUACCAUGUGCAUAAGAGCACAGAAAAGGUGUUGGGUAGCGUUUCCUAAGGAGCUCCUCUGCCCCUCAAAUACAGCAGAAGAGGGGAGGAUGGAUGGUUUCUCACUUCCAUCUUCCACAGUUCCUUUCCCACAUCUGUGGCCAUCCAUAUGUAAACGUUGGAGUAGCUGUGUUUUCCCCACCGUUAGCAACCAUCUACGGCUGAAACGUUAAUUGGAUUUUGAUUCUGGAGUCUGGAUCCCGUGAAGCCCUCCAAAGCAGAGAUCUCAUAAGAUCCGAGAAGUCUACGCAUGGAGAAUUUGAAGGUUGAAUCAUAUGCUGUAGGGGAUGGGUUGUGCAAACAGAGGGCCAUUUCUAAUGCUGCAGCACCGCUGAUGCAGGGGGUUUCUGUAUGUGCAACAGAACUUCCUCUCCCUCUCUUGUUCUCUCCAGCCUCCUGGGUGCCCUCAAAACCAGCUCUAGAUGGUUUGGGGAACCCUCUGGAGCAGAUGUUGAGGGUGCAUGGGGAGAGGAGAGGAAACGGAAGUUCCGUUACACCAGUGGAACGGUUCUGGCGCAGCAUUAAAUACAGCUGCUAAGUUGCAAUUUGCACUAGAGGUUUUUUGGGGUGGUAUGCAUGGGUAGGGCUGGCCCCACCUGUUUGGGCACCCUGGAUGGGUACCUGGGUGCACCUCGAACCCCUUUCUGAAUCCACCAAUUGUCUCUCAAAACCCCAUGCCCCUUUUCCUUAGAGAGGUAAACCUGUUGCUAAGAAUGUAGCCUACCAAUGUCUGUUUUCAGUGAUUCUGCAGGGAUGUUGCGGUCGAAAUUGUGAGUUGGUACCUAGCAGUGCAGGAAUGUACCUGAAAUCACUUCCCAAGCAGUCAGGGAGUGUUUUGUGCAGUUGCUAGGUAGCUGCCACGCAGGUUUCCUUCCCCUCCAUCAAGCAAGCAGACACUGUUAGCGGGUGAUGGCAGAGUGUUCAGCAGCUGGCUGCCCAGUGCUCUGGUCAGAUGUCCAUUGUGGCCACCGAGUGUUGUUUUGAGCAGAGCUCGCAACAGGACCACGAUCAAUGGGUUCAUUUGCACUUUAAUCUAGCUUUUCUGUUUUUAUUUGUAAAGGGAGGGGGAGAAAAAAUAUAUAAUACUUUUUACACAUUUGGAGAGAAAUAUCCAGAUUCAGCCAUGCUGGCAAAGGACCAAUAAGGAACUUGACACAAGGUGCAGCUUCCUUCCAGGCUGUUUAAAAAAUGCAAAUAGGAGCCAUAAAUUACAGUCAAGAAAUGGGAGAGGAUAUAGCAUGGGUGUUAAUGGGAGGCAAAUGUCAGCAAUCGAAGGACAGACAUCUGUUCCCUCUCCCUUUUGGAAGAAAACGAGCAGAUGGGCUUGCAGCCCCUGGUCUAGCAAAAGUGCUUCAGCUGAUGCUGAACUAUUUUGAGAAGGGAUGGCAAAAUUCUCCACUCUUCUUGACGGUACACGAUCAGCUCCAAAAUCUUCAAACUCGGUGCUUGAAGGAAUUAAAAAAUCCACUCAAGGUCACCAGGAAGUGAGCGAGCCCCAUUUAAAUGAAUGGGAGUCACUCUUGAGCAGAGGAGGAAGCUCUUGAUUUCAGUGGGGCUUACACGGAAGAAAUGUCCUGAUCCAUUGGGUCCCAAGGAAAUAAAGUGCUCUUUAAUUCCAGUUGAUUUCAGAAGUAGACAAAAUGCUAGAUUUUUAGAUGACAUUAGACAUUUGAAUGGAACGUUAAGUGCCAGAGAUAAGGCACACGAAGAACCUUCCAUCCAAGAUGGAUUAUCAGGAUGUAUCAAUAAUUCCAUUUUCUAAAAUGGUGAAUAUUUGUAAUUUUCUUUUUUUAAAAAAAUAAUAUCACAAACUAUGGUAUAAAAACGGGGAAAGGGAGGGUAUACAGCGUUUCAUACUUAGAAUGUUAUACACAGGGUAUCGCUUGGAGUUCUUGAAGCCUGAUCGCUUUGGCUUGUUUAUCAGUGCUGGUGACUUGGCUUAGCAGGCAGUGUGCUCUCAAACCUCGUUGAAAACAUGGAUGUGCUGGCGCAGCCCAAGUGGAGAAUGUUUCCUAAAUGUAAUGAUGUUCUUUUAAAUGAUCACCCAGAACCAUGCCCAUAAAUGUCAGAUGUGGCUGAACAGCAUCUCCCAUCAUCCCUGCUGGCCAUGGGCCCAUGCUUGCCGGGGCUGAUGGGAGUUGUAGUUCAGCAACAUCUGGUGGGCCAGCAGUCCCCCACCCCUACUCUAAAUUCAAGGCACCUUAAGAAUUGCCUUGCUAGCUCAGACCAAAGGUUUAUCUAGGCAGGCAGUGGGCAGAAUAGUUGAGGAUCUGCUGGGAGAAGUCUGGCAAGUAGAUUGGCAAGGGUUUCCAACUCCCAGUCGUUUAACAAUGGCAAAACAAAAUGGCGCACACACCCUCAUCCACUGUAUCAUUGUUGGAUGAGGCAAGAAGGAGCAAGGCAGGUUACCUAGGAUUGGAUUUUAAUGUGAAAGAACUGUGAACUCAGUUAAGUUAUGGUAUCUAAAACAAAUUUCUGGGUUCAGAAUUAUUUUAAUUUAGAGUGUACAUCAUUUGUCCCUGGCCCUGGUUGGUCAGUCUCAGGAUUCUAGUAAAUAAGCAAUUAAGUGGGUCCUGCGAGCCUAACGUCUAAAAGCCACUGCUUUAGAAGUCUGUUUUCGGCAUUAAGUGGUAUAUAAAUUAAUUCUUCUUUGUCAUCGCUGAAGCCAGCACUGCUGAUAGCUAUAUGCUCCAGGCAAAUUCAUAAACGGGGAUAUGAUAACUGACAGCCUUUCCCUGGCGCUUGUCCCCGGCUGAAAGAUAUAUUGCCUAAGGACAUGGAGGUUCUGCUCAGCUGUCAUCGCUAAUCGGUAGGCCUACACACAAGGUCCCAGAAGCAGAGUGCAUUCCAAGAAAAAAAAUAAACCAUUCAGUAGUAAUAAGCAAAGAUCUUUACACAGAUAGCAAUAAAACCUUGGAUGUAAAUGCCCCAAUCCAUCUUGCCAUUCUUUCUCUGCAUGCAGCGAUGCUACUAGUGCGUAUCUGGUGGAAACGGCCAUUUAUUUUUAUGGCUUACGAACAAACACCUUUGCUGUCUCAUUGCUCACAAUGUCCAGAUGCAACAGUUCAUUAGCAACACUGGAAACCAAUCAUAGAAUCAUAGAGUUGGAAGAGACCACAAGGGCCAUCGAGUCCAACCCCCUGCCAAGCAGGAAACACCAUCAGAGCACUCUUGACAUAUGGUUGUCAAGCCUCUGCUUAAAGACCUCCAAAGAAGGAGACUCCACAGAAUAGUUCAGAACUCCAUUCAGAAUAGUUUGUUGCUGUGUAGCCUGUUGGACAGGGCAGAUCUGAGUAGAGCUGGGAGCCAAGGAGCACAAUCUGGUAGGGAUGUCCUCCAGCACCUUUGAAAUGGACAACAGUUUGGGUCAGACGACACACAAGUGGCAUCUACUUUUUAAAAACAAACAAACUGUAUAGUCAACCAGAACUGGUGGUGGUUUUCAACAGUACCGAGAGACGGUUAACCUUCCCUGCCUCCUUGUGGUUCUGAAGAAAAUAGCUCCCCUCAACCCCCAAGCCAACAGGGUGGGCAGCUCAUAUCAUUGCUGAUGGGGGCUUCUGAAUGAAUAGCAGCCUAGGGUGGGAAAGUGGAUUAUUUAUUCUUUUUCUUUUUCUUAGAGGAUAAUGGUGCAAGCCUAACUCUUGCAUCUACACACCACCAUGCUGAUUAAAUCACAGGGCAGCUACUGACCAGUGGUUUCUAAAGGAUGCAUGCUACAAAAGAGUGUAAUUUAGCAUCAUGUGUAUUUCGUCCAUAGAAGGGAUCUACUGUCUGUUGAAGAAAACCGAGACUUUGCUCCUUCCAGUAGUAGCCUUAAAGCAACUACUUCUGCUGCCCUGCUGAUUUCUGUCCUCUCCUGUGUACUUCACUGUGGUCCCAUUAACACCAUACCUUUAAAGCACUAGGAAACCACAAAUCACAGCUUCUCCCAAAGGAUUCUGGGCACUGCAGUUUCUUAAGGGGGCCGAGAGUUGUUUUUUUAGGAGACCCCCUAUUCCUUCCACAGAGUUACAGUUCCCUCAGAGUUCCCUGUGAUUAACUGCUAAACCAAUCUGAGAAUUGUAGCGCUGUGAGGUGAACAGAGGUCUCCUAGCACCUCUCAGCAUCCUUUGCAAACUGAAGCUCCCAGGAUUCUUUGGGGGAAAGCCAUGACACUGUAAAGCAGCAUCAUAGCGCUUUAAAUCCAUAGUGUGGAUGUGGCCAGUGUCAUUUUGCUGCUCUCUUCCUGCUCUUGCGGAGGACAGGAUGAAGACGGGUUUCCUCCUCACACACACACACACACACACCGGUGUGCUGCAUCCUAGGAAAUAAGCAGCUGCUUAAAGGAGAAAAAGUGCACACAUUGUCCCCUGCCUCCAUCUUUCAGGUUCACUUUUAGUGCAAGCUUUGGAACUCAUUGACACUUGACAUUAUAAGCUGUGUCUCCAUGGUAGAGCUACUUGCAGUGGACAAUGGAGGAUUGCCGCCCAAAGUGACAUCCCUGCGUCAACACAUCUUCUCCUUUCUUUUAGUCAAAUGUAUUAUGUCGUUUUCCUGCCAGUGAUGUGGAGCGACAAGGUGGAGCGAGAGCAUGGGCACAUCUGACUAAACUUUAUGGAAGCAGGAAGAGAAAUUCAAUAUGGAAGGGGGGCGAGAAAAUUGAACACAGGGAUACCAUUUGUGGCAGCAGCCCUGUGUCAAGUGCCACGCGUAGAUCCUCUCUUGCAAAUCAUAGGGUAGUAUUCAGCUAAGAAAAAGAAGAGUUUGGAUUUGAUACCCUGCCUUUCACUCCCCUUCAGGAGUCUCAAAGUGGCUAACAUUCUCCUUUCCCUUCCUC
Messenger RNA from Podarcis muralis (Common wall lizard), 7629 nucleotides. It is a transcript of the gene PEX5L, whose product is annotated as peroxisomal biogenesis factor 5 like. Gene Ontology annotation, cellular component: peroxisomal membrane; cytosol. NCBI's taxonomy places the organism in Eukaryota, Metazoa, Chordata, Lepidosauria, Squamata, Lacertidae. Gene Ontology annotation, molecular function: protein binding. The record is from RefSeq and is a predicted model, not a curated record. Gene Ontology annotation, biological process: protein import into peroxisome matrix, docking.